AGCAAGAGAGAGCUCCUGCAUUCAGAAGCAGAGCCAAAUCGGUGUUGCGUGCAACCAUACUCAACAAUGUCUUGGUCAUGGCUUGACUGGAUCAUGGGGAGAGGAGAUACUACGCAACAAGCUUAUGAUCCAUUACUGGGGACUUACAUACCGUGCCCCACCAAUACGCCGUCUACUGAGAUAUUAAAAAUCAUAGCCUGCAUCGGAGCAUCGGCAGCUCUGUGCGGCGCGGCGUGCGCGGCGUACCGGUACUACCGGUACGGUACAUGCAUGCAAACCUACGGCCGGGACAUGACGGCCUCGGCCGCCAAGGGUGACCCGGUUGUUGGCCGCGACAAGGAGAUCGAGCGUGUCGUACGCAUCCUCUCCCGCCGGACGAAGAACUGCGCCGUGCUCGUCGGCGCCGCCGGCGUCGGUAAGACUGCCAUCGCCGAGGGCCUCGCACAGCGCAUCGCGUCCGGGACGGUCCCCGCCUCGCUCGCCGGCGCGCGUGUCGUGGCGGUCGACCUCGCGGCCAUGGUGGCUGGGACCAGGUGGCGCGGCAUGUUUGAGGAACGCAUGAAGAAUAUGAUCAACCAUGCGGAAGCUGCGGACGGCAAGAUUAUUCUCUUCAUCGAUGAGAUGCACAUGCUGAUUGGGGCCGGUGACCCGGCAGGUAGCGGCGAUGCUGCAAACAUACUUAAGCCAGCGUUGGCCCGUGGCCGCAUCCGCUGCAUGGGAGCCACUACUCACGAGGAGUACCGCAAGCACGUCGAGAAAGACCCCGCGCUCGAGCGGCGGUUCCAGAAGGUGCACGUCCAAGAACCCAGCACGCACGCCACCAUUGCCAUCUUGAAGGGGAUCAAGGAGCGGUACCAAAACCACUAUGAUGUGGAAAUUCCAGACGAUACUAUUCAUGCUACCGUCCACCUUGCUGACCGCUACAUCACAGGUCGUCGGUUUCCCGAUAAGGCAAUUGAUCUAAUUGACGAGGCUUGCACCUCGAUAGAGGGAAAAGCAAAAAGAAUUGUUGGCCGGGAACAUAUUGUACAGGUAAGCAUGUGUGGCUGUGUCUACUAUUUCCACGAGAUAUGAUUGUUAUGCUUAUUUCACCAAUUGUGUUAUUUGAAGGUUUUGAGCCAAUGGACUGGAAUUCCUAUGACUAAGCUUGAUCAAAAGGAGAAGGUCGGGUUAGUUAACUUAGCGGACAGAUUGCAUGAGCGGGUAAUUGGCCAGAAUGAGGCGGUCAAUUUGGUUGCUGAAGCAGUGUUACGUUCCAGGGCUGGUCUUGCUCAGCCUGGCCAACCGAUAGGAUCCUUCCUAUUCCUGGGCUCGACUGGUGUUGGAAAGACCGAACUCGCAAAAGCUCUCGCUGAGCAGCUGUUUGACAGUGAGAAGAGAUUGCUUCGGUUUGACAUGUCAGAGUACGUUUCUGCUAGUUCUGUAUCACGUCUCAUCGGAGCACCCCCAAGCUAUCAUGGUUACCACGAAGGUGGACAACUGACCGAGAAAGUAAGGACACACCCGUACAGUGUAAUCCUUUUCGAUGAAGUGGAGAAGGCAGAUCGCUCGGUGUUGAAUAUUUUUCUUCAGCUGCUCGGCGAUGGUGUUUUGACUGAUGGUAAAGGCCAAAAGGUAGAUUUCAAGAAUACAAUAAUUAUUAUGACCUCAAAUCUGGGAGCAGAACACCUAACAUCAGAAGUGGCCGGAGAUAAUACAGUCAAGUCUCAGCGAGACGUUGUCAUGAAACAGGUUCGGAAAUACUUCAAGCCUGAGCUUCUCAACAGACUAAGCGAUAUUGUUGUAUUUGAGCCACUUUCGCAUCACCAACUGAAAGAGGUUGUAAAAAUCCAGAUGAUCAGUGUCACUGCGAGAGUAGCUGACAAGGGCAUCUCUCUUGUUUUAAGUGAUGAUGUGCUGGACGUUAUAUUGUCGGAAUCAUACAAUCCGAUGUAUGGUGCAAGGCCCAUAGAGAGGUGGGUGGAAAAGAACAUCGUAACAGUUAUCUCGAAGAUGCUGGUCACGGAAGAAGCCACUGAAGGCUCAACAAUCUCGAUCUUUGCUGCUGACGACAGUAAGGGGUUGAAGUACCAAUUGAUGAACAAGAUGGAUAUGACAGAUAUGGUUUAAGAAGAAACGUGCAGCUUUGACUGAUUUUCAGUUUUCUUUGCACACACUAUUGAGAAUAGCCUUGGACACGUAAAACUCUUUAGCUAGAAGACUUCAUAAGAUGUGCCCUCUCCGUGCAAUUGGCAGACUACAAAUUUGAUUUAUUGGUGUAGUGGUAUCCCCUCUGUCACUCUGUGAGUUGGUUGUUAGACUAGCCCCAAUAAGA
Molecule: messenger RNA, 2314 nt
Organism: Lolium perenne
Lineage: Eukaryota; Viridiplantae; Streptophyta; Magnoliopsida; Poales; Poaceae
Source: RefSeq, a predicted model, not a curated record